AUGCGCCUGAUCAGCGUCGACAAGACGAACUCGGUCGAGCUAUCGGAGGCGAUCAACUCCAUGUUUGCAUGGUAUGCCCAGUCCCAGGAAUGCUUUGCCUAUCUCUCGGACGUUCCCACGGCCCAAGCCGACCAUGACGUCUUAUCGAAGCAGUUUGCGAACAGUCGCUGGUUUACACGAAGUUGGACCCUUCCAGAACUCCUUGCGCCGACGAAAGUUACGUUCUACGCGGUGGAUUGGUCCAGGAUCGGCACCAGAAGAGGGUCAAUGGUCUGCGAGUUCGCUCGGAUUACUGGCAUCGAUCAAGGCUAUUUGAAUUCUGCAGAGUCUGUGGCCAGCGCCAGCUUGGCGAGGAGAAUGUCUUGGGCUUCGAAGAGAAUGAUAACGAGGGAAGAGGACACUGCGUACUGUUUGCUGGGCUUUUUUGGAAUCAGCAUGCCCCUGCUGUACGGGGAGGGAAGCAAAGCCUUCGCCCGACUGUAA
Molecule: messenger RNA, 483 nt
Organism: Colletotrichum destructivum
Lineage: Eukaryota; Fungi; Ascomycota; Sordariomycetes; Glomerellales; Glomerellaceae
Exons: 1
Coding region: 1-483 (160 amino acids)
Source: RefSeq, a predicted model, not a curated record